Molecule: messenger RNA, 3420 nt
Organism: Ornithodoros turicata
Lineage: Eukaryota; Metazoa; Arthropoda; Arachnida; Ixodida; Argasidae
Product: caspase-3-like
Exons: 8
Coding region: 107-1027 (306 amino acids)
Biological process (GO): proteolysis; positive regulation of neuron apoptotic process; apoptotic process
Cellular component (GO): cytoplasm
Source: RefSeq, a predicted model, not a curated record
GAUUGGUCUCACGGAUAUCACGUGAUCGAGGUACACACGUGAUGAAUAAUACAGUUCUCUUUGUCCUCAACACUUGCGCUCCGGGUGAUCCGGUGUAAGAGUAGCCAUGGAUGUCGCUAUGAAACAUUCGGAAGAACACAAAGAAGUGAACGACGAAAAUGCGAACAGCGGUGAAACCGUCGACGCAAGAACCAUCCCAGCUGGUAGCAUAAACCUUCUCUCUUUUGUUAGGAGGUUUUUUCCAAAGGAAGAUUUGCCAUGCACCUUGCCCACAGCAGUCGACAGCCUCAUAUACAACAUGGACCACCCAAAACGGGGAACAUGUGUCAUCUUUAAUAACAAGUCCUUCGAUCACAGCACUGGCCUAAACGAACGCAGAGGUACAGAUGAAGACGCAGCACAACUUUACUGUCUGUUCAGAGAGAUGGACUUUGAAGUACGUGUCCAUCAAGACUUCUCCUGGAGAGAUAUCAUAUCGACGCUAGAGAAAUUAGGAAAGGAAGACCAUUCCCAGAAUGAUUGUUUCGUCUGCUGCAUGCUGUCGCACGGUGACAACGAUAUUCUUUACGGCAAAGACGGCAAGUUUGCAACAGAGAGCAUCUUUGCGCCUUUCCGUGGGGACGUCUGCAAGUCGCUUGUCGGGAAGCCGAAGCUCUUUUUCAUACAGGCCUGCCGAGGUGAUCGUCUGGACGACGGAGUGACAGUACUCGAUACAACAGAUGCGGUGUCACGGGUCUACAAGGUUCCGUCUCAGGCUGACUUCCUUACGUGCUACUCGACUGUGGCAGGCUACUACUCUUGGCGGAACACUAUUCAGGGAUCAUGGUUCAUCCAGGCGGUGUGCAAAGUCAUCAAGGAGCAUGCUGCUCGCAUGGACCUUCUCAGCAUGAUGACCAUUGUUUGCCAGCGUGUAGCCUACCAUUUUGAGUCAUGUGUUCCUCAAGACAGGAAGAUGGACAGGAGAAAACAAGUGCCCACGAUUGUGUCAACCCUCACUAGACAGGUGUACUUCAAGUCCAAGUUCUAAAUCCAUUUGCUCAUCCAUGACGUGCCAGGGACGUUGUGAUCGAUACUUCUUCAUCUCAGUACAGACUCUGGCUGUUGUUGUCAAGAUCUAUGGCUAUUGCUCUUCAUUUCUUUUUUCUAUUCAUUCAUUCACUCAUUAUGACGCACUGUUGUUCGACACUGGGCUGCUUACGGGGCGUACUUAGUAGAAUGGAACGGGUGGACCGAAAUUAAUUUAUAGUGUCCUGGUGCAUGUCGGCACAAAUUUCACCGUUUUCAAUCGACCGUGGUCUUGCGCAGGAAACAUUAGGGAUUAUCUGGCAUUAUUAAUAUUGGCGAUGUACAUGAGUAAUCAGUAAGGAGUCUGGUUCUGUGUGAUGUGUUUAAUGAGCGUACUGGACCAGUGACAUUGGUGAGCCUUACUAAUUUCCAUUGGACACGAUGCUCUAUAAAAUCGUGGUUGCACAAUCUCAUCAACUCAAGAGGUUGCCUUCUACAUUCGUCUAAUAUAACUGUGAAUGCGUAAAAUGUCAUCUAGGUAUUAAGGCAGUAUUCUCUGGUGUGCCUUUUCCCAACUGUCUGACAGUUGACUAGUCAAUCUUUGGUGUGCACAAUUCCUGGUGCAGACACUAUUUCCUUGAACCGGAUCGUUCCAUGGGCUACGAGUAGAGCCUGAAGUUUUCGGGAAAUAUUUCCAUCUAAAUUCGGGGAGUGCUAAUCGGGUAAAUUAACGUGUGCUCUAAAUUCAUGCAAGUUUGGGUGGGAAAACUUCCAGUACGCUAAAUUCGGGGAGAUAUUUGGGGCUCAGUUACUCAGACUAACUGAACUGGUUCGGUACAAAUGGUGGUGUAACUGCGUUUGCUACCAAACAAGUUAGCGUGCAUUCAUACAGACGUCUUUGUGGCAAUUUGCCGGGUAAAAAUCUGGGUUUCACCCUAAAGAGGCAACCUUCAAUUCGGGGAAGAAUUGGGUUAAACCAUAAAACUUCAGGCUCUAGCAAUGAGUCAGCAGAUGCAAUAGUGCAGCCGUUGAAUCGCUACAUAUGGAAAGAGGUGUGGCACAUAAUCAGGUAAAUGCUGAUCCAGUUACUGUAGAAGUGUUUUUUUUGUGUGUGUGGAAUUAUUUUUCGAGUUUUUCGCGCGUUCUUCCAAGAUCGCGAAUUUAAGUUCCCGCGAAUAAUUCUGGCCACAUGAGGGCGAAAAUAGUGCGGCACUCGACGCUAUACCGUGACCCUUUCUACUCCAUGCAGCGUAGGCAGUUUAAGCAAGCCAAAGAAGAUUGUUUUAUCCCAUGAGGCAAGAUGUAAAGAAAUGAAAAUUGAUCACGCUUUUGUUACUCCUACAAACGCAUUGCGCUGUACAUAUACAGGGUGUUUGCUCUAACGUGUCCAGAAACUAUAUUUAGAGCGAGCGAUAAAAGAAACGCAAGUGGUACUUUUCUGCUACUUGAGUAAGAAACAGGUACUGUUACACUAGUACCACCUGUUUCUUAGUCAAGUAGCUGAAAAGUAGCGCUUGUUUCUCUUUUAUCAGAAAUAAAAUUUCUGGACACGUUAGAGCAAACACCCUGUAUACCACGAAGCCGCAACAUGGCUUUUCCCGCCUUCUCAAAACCAGCUUGUAUGAUAGUACGACAUCUCAACCGAACUGUUCGGUUCCCUGAGUGAUAAUGAAUGAGAACUGCUGAAAUGAAUUGGCUGACCUGCAGGAGGCCAGUACUAUGGCCUCCUGCAGGGUCCCUAAACGCCAUUUUACAGGGCCUUUCUUCCCAUAUGUCCGUGAGGAGAAGAAAGGCAGAGAACGUCGCCAUCCCCGUGAACAACGGAUGUGUUAGUACGUGCCGAAAUAUGCUUAAGCAUUGACCGCGGCACGAUAUGCAAGAGCAAAGCACUCCCGGAAAACUGUGUCGCGAAUUUAAGUUCUCGCGAAUCACUCCUCAAACCAGCUUUGUUCGAAAACGCGAAAAUAUUUUCGACACGGAAAAAAACACUUCUACAGUAUUCGAUAAUUGUAAUUAGAAACUAGAUUGUCGGGUCCUCUCCAGUAUUGCUGUGUUGGCCUUGAUACAUUUACGGUUCAUACUUAAAGGUCAGGGAGCUUAAGAACAGCAUGAUGCGACGUGUUUUUGACGUGUGUGUAUCAGUAUUGGCCGACAAGUUGAAGUGUGCUUAGUAUUGACCGACAAGUUGAAGUUUUUGUUUCUCUCGAAGGCCUUACUCUAUACAGUGCUCAAUGAAUAUAGUCCAUGGGCCGGGAAUAGACAUGUUUAAUAAGUUCAGCGCACCGGCAAGCAACAACACAAAACAACAAUGUAUUUGACGUUUCAGGUCCCUAGUGCUCAGUGCUCAAUAUACAAACGGGAAACAACCUUGUUUAGGUUGGCAAAAAGAGAAUAAAGACAACUAUAAAAAUGUUG